AUAGAGAAAGUACAACAUCUCGGACAUUCUAAAAUUUUGAACAAAUAGAGGUAAAUAAACAAUGGCGUGCAUUUUCGACAAUUUCUGGACUCUGGUGGCCUUCGGAAUUUUAUUUGUAUCGGGUGGUCACACGAAUUGGAUCGAUGAAAGUAUUGAAACGCGAGCCGCCGGCCAGUUUGUCACCCUGGACGGAUACUGCCAGCAGACGUACAACAACAACUCAUAUCUCUGCAGGAACCAGUACAGAACCGGUUACGAAUACGCAUGCGCGUCCCUCUACUGUUACGACGAAGGACAACUCCUCGAAAAGUGCAUGUUCAGCAUUCCACCGCCAGACGGCACGUUAUGCGGCAACGGAAAAUGGUGUAACGCGCACAGUUGCAGCGUCAAUAGAAACGCUCGGGUCACUUCCGAUGCGUGCCCGUUGGGCGAUUCCGAAAAUCCGGAUGUUCUGAUGGGCAAAAACUGCCAGGAGCUGUUUGCUAUGCGGCCGAGCUUAUGUCUGCUACCGGAAGUAGGGAACACGUGGUGCUGCGAGAGUUGUGCGGCGUUCAACAGAAGUACUCCAGUCAACGACGCUAACCUUACGUCAACAGACUCGUUUUUCGGACCUACGUUAAGCGCCGACGACGACUGCAAGUCCAUCUUCGGACUCAAGUCGUACUUCUGCCAGACGGACAGUAACUACGGCAAUCGCGACUACUCCGGUAUCUGUCUGAGCAUGCGCUGCUUUAACCCCACCAAACUCACGUGUGAUCCAUUUCCUGCCGGGGACGGCGUCCCGUGCGCCAGCGGCAAGUGGUGCGUAUCCGGUCGAUGUGUCAACUCCAGCUUAGCGUCAGUCGAUCCAGUAGCGGACUGUCUAUAUGGCGAUCAGUACGAGGCGUUCUGCAGAGCCAACGUCGUGUACCCGAACAUCGGCAAAUAUUGUUCCCAGUACGAGGCCGGAUGUUGCGCGUCGUGUCUGCGCCACAAGAACACGUCUUUUUCCGGCUGCGAGUACGGUGACGCCACGCCCGUUGAAUGUCAGGCUAAGAAGAAAGACGGCUCCAUCAAAACCACGUGCCUCAACGACCCCGCUAAUUGCUGUGACACGUGCGCUCACCUGAGCUCUACUGGAAACCCAGACUGUCCGUACGGUGACGUCAAUGUGGCAACGUGCAAUGCGUUGAUGAACGAUACUAACGGACCCGGAAACUGCUAUAGCCAGUCGCGGCGUACGGAGUGCUGUGACUCAUGCGCGGAGUACUACAACGCCACCCACCACGGUUGCGAGUACGGCGACCACUGGAAGGACUACUGCGCCGAGAAUGUAGUCCCGCCCAACGUGGCCACCGUGUGCGGCAAGUACGCCGAUCAGUGCUGCGAGACAUGCCGAAACUAUCGGGACCAAGGGUUCCCAGGCUGCCAGUACGGCGACAUUGACCCCGCCCGCUGCAAGGCGUACAUGGCAGACGACAAGGGCACAGCGAACUGCUACAAUACCGCCAUCCGGUCCAUGUGCUGUCUCACGUGCCACAAGAUUGAGGACAAGAACGCACGUGGCUGUGUGUAUGGUGACAGCAAGCCACGUGAGUGCGAGAGCCAGUUCAACGACACUCUGGGUUACGGCCACUGCUACAAUCUACAGACACAGAUUGACUGCUGUCGGUCAUGCGAACAGGCGAAGAACAAAUCCAUGAACGGCUGCGAGUGGGGCGACAAGGACUUCGCGUUCUGUUCAAGCCUCACCAGUGAGACGGCGUUCCUUUGUUUUCAGCAGAGCGACGCCUGUUGUGAGACGUGCCAACAGUAUGUAGUCUCAAACAACGCAGAGUGUCGCUAUGGUGACAAGAGCCCUGCCAAUUGUCAACUCUUCAUACCGAACGAGGAGGCAGCGCGGACUCAAUGUCAGAUAAGAGGGCUCGACUGUUGUGCGACCUGCAGUCGACUUGGACAUCCGGGACCUGGUGGCCACGUGCUGAGUUCCGGAAGUGCUUCCAUGCUUGGAUAGACACCCGGAGUAUGCCUCCAGCAGACAUCCAUUAUGACAUUGUCCUUGUUCAGAUUUUUUUGUUUGAUAAAGUCAGAAUGUGCUUUUCUGUUCAAA
Messenger RNA from Dreissena polymorpha, 2089 nucleotides. RefSeq lists its product as uncharacterized. The record is from RefSeq and is a predicted model, not a curated record. NCBI's taxonomy places the organism in Eukaryota, Metazoa, Mollusca, Bivalvia, Myida, Dreissenidae. The coding region runs from base 62 to 1993 and encodes 643 amino acids. The transcript is spliced from 15 exons.